Molecule: messenger RNA, 1162 nt
Organism: Caenorhabditis elegans
Lineage: Eukaryota; Metazoa; Nematoda; Chromadorea; Rhabditida; Rhabditidae
Gene: F30F8.9
Product: Letm1 RBD domain-containing protein
Exons: 9
Coding region: 1-867 (288 amino acids)
Cellular component (GO): mitochondrial membrane; mitochondrial inner membrane
Molecular function (GO): ribosome binding
Source: RefSeq, marked reviewed
AUGCACUCAUUGUCAAGGAUUCUUCUUCAUCGCAGUAACAGUGUGCUCAAUUCGCCUACUUUUCUUGUUGCUGUUAGACAAACAUCAGCCGGUCCACCUCCAGCCACUCCAGCUAAAGAAGGAUCCUUGACCUACAAGUAUGAACAAUUUAUUGGAAAAUGGCCUAAAGUGUUGGCACUUCACAGGACUGUUCUUGAAGGCUCUCGAUGGUGCUUUGCCGAUGUGAAAAUGUAUUUCAAGACGAAACGAGCUGUGGCUACCGGUCAGAAGAAGCUCACAGAUCUCAGCGUUGAGGAAUUGGAGACACUUGUUCAGAGUGGAAGCGAAUUGAUCAAAAUGCUCACACUCAUUGUGAUUCUACAAAUUCCUGGUCCUGGCGACAUUCUAAUUCUUAUGUUAAUCUUCUUUCCUCGCCUCGUGCUUACUCGUCAUUUUUGGUCUGACCAGCAGCGACGAGAAUAUUUCCAAUUGGAAGUGACCAAAGCUCUGAUCAGUGGAGAGCAACUGCUUAAAACAUAUGGAAAUCCUUCGUCGACUGAUGAGAACAAAAUGAAGCCUCUCGAUAAGCUUGAUAGUAGUGAAAUGCUUCUCGUACAUAAUAUGCAAUCAAUGUAUCCAAUUCCUGGAUCGAGCAAACGAAUCAUGAAUCGAAUGAAAGCUUUAAGAGCUCUCGAUAAUCUAUUGCCAACUACAAUUGACGGAUUCAACGAAAGACAACUUAUUUUUAACUGCUACAUUCGUAAGAUUGAUAUUGGAAAGAAAAACGACUCGGAAAUGCGAGAUUCAUUGCGGCAGUAUGUCAAAUUCACGUCCCGAAUGCCCAACAACGUCUAUCUCUACGCAUCUCCAUUGUUCAAACAAAAGUAGAAUAUUAUGAGCUCUCACCAUUGGAAUUUUCUUAUUUAUACCACAAAGCCUAUUCAUUUUUUAUAAUCAAAUAAGAGAAAUUGUAAUUGGCUUGUAUUUAGGUCUCGUUUCAUGGAAAUUAUCAAGAUUUAGUAUUUAGAUACUGUAGUUUCUUUUUUUGUUAAGUCAUUUAUUAUACAAUACGGGACAUAUUUCUGAUACCCAUUUCUUCUCCCUUUUUCAGAUUUUUCUUUGUACUUGUUUUGGUUUUUUAUUUAUUGCAGUCCUGUUAACAAUGAAUUUUUGAAAAGUUUUU